Molecule: messenger RNA, 375 nt
Organism: Adineta ricciae
Lineage: Eukaryota; Metazoa; Rotifera; Eurotatoria; Adinetida; Adinetidae
Source: the annotation of a GenBank genome assembly
AUGUCAAACAACGCGACGAAGAAGAAGAGUAGCAGCUGGAAACUGUUCCCUCAAGUAGAUAAACAGCGAGAGCAGAUUGCUACGAUCGAUACUACAAAAGAAAAUAUCAAUGCUAUAGAAAUACCAUUUGGGGUUCGUAUGGCGAAUAAUUCUUACACUUGUCCAAUGCUUGCGAUUCAUCUCCACAUCCAGAAACAGUUCAACAAUGGUCGCACGUUGAUUGAUCGAGAAAUUCUGACGGAUAAGAAGAACGAAGAAGCGAUAUUUAUAGGUAAUCGCCGACUGAAAGAAGAAGCUGAAGCUCAUGCUGUAGAGGAAGUAACUAUGAUUCUGCUUGAUGAUGUGAUGAAUAUCACUUAUGCAUCGAAUAUUUAA